Messenger RNA from Dermacentor andersoni, 1172 nucleotides. RefSeq names its product transport and Golgi organization protein 2 homolog. Gene Ontology annotation, biological process: Golgi organization; protein secretion. The record is from RefSeq and is a predicted model, not a curated record. Gene Ontology annotation, cellular component: Golgi apparatus. NCBI's taxonomy places the organism in Eukaryota, Metazoa, Arthropoda, Arachnida, Ixodida, Ixodidae.
AGGAAGCGCGCCCGUCUCGAAACCGAAAGUGCGUCCGGUAUUCGUCUCUGUCGAGCAAGUCCUGACGGCGUUCGAAUAAGAAGACAUCCGAAAGCACGUAGGCCCGGUUCGUCCCCGAAUCUCUUCACUCUCCGUCCUUGUCCCUCUCUCUUUUUUCUUCUUCAUUUUUUUACUUUCUGUGCUGACUUGGACGCCACUCGACUGACUGAUCCCUGGCCACGACAACGACGAUGUGCCUACUAUACCUCUUUGUGAAUCCGCAUCCGAAGCCGGACGAAUACCUGCUUGUGUUAGCCAGUGUUCGGGACGAGUUUUUCGGCAGGCCCACCAGCGGCGUCCACAUAUGGGAGAACAACCCCCAGAUCGUCGGACCGAUGGACCUGGAAGAAGGCAAGGUGGGAGGCACGUGGCUGGGCAUGAACACUUCCGGCAAGGUGGCAUCCCUGCUGAACAUCAUCCAGCCCCUCGACGAAAUCACCGGCGACGAGAAACUGCCCAGAGGCCACCUGGCGGUGCGGUACCUGGAAGGCGUCCAGGACGGCAUGAGCUACCUGCGGGACCUGCGGCGGAAGGCCGGCGACUACAACAGGUUCCUCCUCGUCACGCUGGACGUCAGCCCUUCAAGGCAGGACAUCCAAGCCUGCUGCUAUACGAACGCCCUCGAUUCCCCACCAGUUCACCUAAAACCAGGUUUCCACGCCUUCGGCAACAGCAACCCGCUGCGUCCGUGGCGAAAAGUGGUCGAGUCGCGGGCGCAGUUCGGCGACAUCGUGCAGCGACAGGGCAAGGUCGGCCGCAAGCAGGCGCUGCUCGACGAGCUCAUCGCGAUGAUGAGCAACAGCACCGAGUACUUCCCCGACGACCAGCUGCUGAAGGACGCGGAAGGCAGGUCCGAAGAAUCGCUACGAAGCCUCAGCUCCGUAUUCGUCCGGGUCGAGGACGAGUACUACGGAUCCAGGACACACAGCGUCAUCCUGGUCGACUCCAGAGGCUGCGUGGACUACACCGAGCGUACCAUGCAGCAGCCAAUAGACCUGAACGGCAACGAACCCUGGGUUACGACGAGGCUGCAGUUCGGAAUCCAGGAGCCUGGAUCGCUCGCGUCCCGGCUUUGAGCACGAUCUAGGCGCCUGUUAUUCAUUGAUGCUUAUUAUUUAUGUCAUGCACUCAGA